Messenger RNA from Puccinia graminis f. sp. tritici CRL 75-36-700-3, 1062 nucleotides. RefSeq lists its product as uncharacterized. The transcript has 7 exons. Gene Ontology annotation, molecular function: rRNA (adenine-N6-)-methyltransferase activity; nucleic acid binding. NCBI's taxonomy places the organism in Eukaryota, Fungi, Basidiomycota, Pucciniomycetes, Pucciniales, Pucciniaceae. Bases 102 to 779 code for a protein of 225 amino acids. The record is from RefSeq and is a predicted model, not a curated record. Gene Ontology annotation, biological process: rRNA methylation.
UCUCUCUCCAAAUCAAAAACCCCAAACCCCCACACUUGAUUUGGGACUUCGCACACUUGUUGUUUUCAGAGGUGUGGCAACAUCGUACGGUUUUCUCGAGGAUGGGGUCGAUCCGAUUGAAAGAAUUGGAGGCCGAGUUACAAGGAUUGCGCGGAUUCAAUGCUCCUAAAAUCGAGCUAGAACAAUAUGUCACGUCAGCCCAUCUAGCCUCACGGAUGAUGUUUACCGCCCAAUCGACAUACGAGGAUGUGUUGGACAAGAGGGUGCUCGAUUUGGGAUGUGGAUGCGGGAUCCUUUCGAUUGCCUCUACUCUUCUGGGCUCUGCAUAUACCUUAGGCGUCGACCUCGACCCCGAUGCGCUCCUUGUCGCCCGGAACAAUCUCGCAUCCUUAGAUAUCUCGGACUCGACGAUCGACUUCAUACAAGCCGACUUGAGUAGUUCCUCUUCGUUUCGGGAUCUCUUUGGUGGUCAUUCUAGAAACGACUCUGAAGAAGAGCCGUUCUUUGAUACCGUUGUCAUGAAUCCACCCUUCGGGACCAAAAAUAAAGGGAUCGACAUAGUGUUUUUGGAGAUAGCCUGUCAAAUGUCCAACUCAGCCGUUUAUUCACUUCACAAAUCAAGCACACGCAAAUUUAUUGAAAAGAAGGCCAACGAAUACGGGUUUGAAGGCGAAGUGAUAGCUGAGAUGAGGUAUGACCUGCCAAAAACAAUGAAAAUCCAUAAACACAAAACAUUGGAUAUUGCCGUCGAUUUUUGGAGGUUUCAAAGAAUCCGAUAGCACAUUGACUUUCAAUCAACGUUGCAUUCGAUUCGUCGUCGUAAAGUUUGUUCACAUAUAACCCUGCCACAAUCCAACAUUUUUUUUCUUGUUUCAUAAUUUGAAGACUUGAUCACUCGAAUAUCCUAAUGUUUUUAGCAUCCCUCCUAGAUCUCCUUGUGAGUUAUAUCCACGACCCUUACAGCCGGCUACAGCGCAUAUCAAACUGUAAAAACAAAUAAACACACAGAUUGUAAAUUUUUAAUGUUUUUUUCUUCUUUGAGAAACUUGUCUUCUUUGGAGG